ACUCUCGGCAGCCGAGGCUGAUCUUCAUGAGCAUGACAACCCAAAAUAGGGCGGACGAGCCCGACCGGACCCUUUUCGUGGGCAAUCUGGAGAGUCGCGUGAAGGAGGAGAUUCUCUACGAGCUUUUCUUGCAGGCUGGACCGGUAUCCAAAGUCACUGUAUGCAAGGACAAAGAUGGAAACCCCAAGAGUUUUGGAUUUGUCUGCUUUAAACACACAGAGUCAGUGCCUUAUGCUAUGGCUUUGCUGAAUGGGAUUCGUUUAUAUGGAAGACCAAUUAAAGUUCAAUAUCGGUUCGGAAGUACUCACUGUCUAGAGUUAAGCAGCCCUUCCCAGAAUAUGGAUGGUGAGGUACAGGCAUCAACCUACAGGUAUGCAGAAUCUUAUUGUGAUACUCCAUUACCUGUUAGUCCUUGUCAAGUGAAUAAUAAUCCACAUCAGAUUUAUUCUGCCAUUCAGAGCAUGAUGACAUGUUUGACACAACAGUAUGUUCCAUACAUUCCAGUGGAACAGCCAUUUCUUUACCCACAGAUGACAUCUUCACAAUUUCCAAGUAUUCCAGUGUCAUCCUACAUGAAUACUGGGCAAGAUUCUUUUGAAAGUGUCUACUCAGAAGCAAAAACCCACAGUCAAUAUCUUAUUACAAAAAAUACUCCCAAACGUAAAAGAACUCUGGAAGUUAGGGACGAUGGUAGCAAUGAAAAUAGUAGAAAAAAAUGUAGGAAAAAAUGAGUAAAAAUGUAAACGGAUAAGUUAUUAAAUGACUAUAGGAUUGUAUUUCUUUAUAAAUAAAUGUAUUAUUAAAUAAAAGGAUAUGCCAAACAUGUAUGUA
Messenger RNA from Protobothrops mucrosquamatus (brown spotted pit viper), 831 nucleotides. It is a transcript of the gene RBM11, whose product is annotated as RNA binding motif protein 11. Bases 27 to 731 code for a protein of 234 amino acids. The transcript has 5 exons. The record is from RefSeq and is a predicted model, not a curated record. Gene Ontology annotation, cellular component: nucleus. Gene Ontology annotation, molecular function: single-stranded RNA binding. Gene Ontology annotation, biological process: regulation of alternative mRNA splicing, via spliceosome. NCBI's taxonomy places the organism in Eukaryota, Metazoa, Chordata, Lepidosauria, Squamata, Viperidae.